Knipowitschia caucasica is the source of this 1632-nucleotide messenger RNA. Lineage: Eukaryota; Metazoa; Chordata; Actinopteri; Gobiiformes; Gobiidae. The record is from the annotation of a GenBank genome assembly.
AUGGGAUUCACAGACAAGACCGAGGAUGUGCAUCAGCUCACUGAAUACACACAAACUCUUUUUUCCAAAAUCAGUGAAGAGAGAAAAAACUCCACUCUUCCACCUAACAACGUCAACCACAACAACCCAAGUGAUCCCUGCCCUCAAUGCUGGGAGCUGUCUCCAAUCAAUGCCAGCAUCAUGCAGGAUUCUGGGGUCCAGCGACAGGCUUUCAGUGUCUAUGCUGCUGUGUACGCUGUUGCAGAUGCAUUACACAAGCUUCUGAACUGUAAUACCACUCAUUGUGACUGGAAACGGGGUACAAAGGUCUUUCCAUGGCAGCUAUUGCACAUUUUAAAGAAUACUUCCAUUGACAUAAAUGGCUCGAAGUUUCAAUUGGACAGUAAUGGAAACCCAAAUGUUGGAUACCAAGUGGUCCUUUGGAAAUGGGAAGGCUCAAAUGUACACAUUCUGAAUGUGGGGAGUUAUCUGACUGAACUGUCCAUAAACAAAUCCCUCUUCAAAUGGCAUACUGAAGACUCAACGGUGCCAGAGUCCACAUGCUCUGCGACCUGUGAUCCUGGACAAGUGCGCAGAGUCAAAGGGUUCCACUCCUGCUGCUUUGACUGCAUCGACUGUCAGCCUGGAACCUUCCAGGCUGACAAAGGUGAUAUUCAGUGCAGACCUUGUCCAAAGCGCCAAUGGUCCACCAUACGCAGCACGUCCUGCACUGAUCCCACCUUUGAGGUCCUGUCAUGGGACAUGACAGAGUCUGUGGUGAUGGUGAUAGCUGGAGCUCUGCUGCUGCUGUGCCAGAGCGCAGUGCUGUUGCUGUUCCUCAGACACAGGAGCAGUCCCCUGGUGCUGGCCUCAGGUGGGACACUGGCCUUUGUGGCGUUGCUUGGCCUGAUGGGGGCGUGCCUGAGCCUGGUUCUGUUCCUGGGACAGCCCACAGACACAGUGUGUCGGUUGCAGGUGCCACUCACCUCCAUUUGGCAAACAGUGGCUCUGUCCAUCCUCGCCUCCAUCUCUCUACAGGUGUUCUUUGUGUCAGAGUUCCCUCAGCGGGCCGCCCCUCACCUCCGCACCAUCCGGGGCCCGGGCAGCUGGCUCCUGGUGCUGUCCUGCUGUGUGGCUCAGGCUGGUAUCUGUGGCUGGUUUGUGCAGGAGGGCCCUUCUCUCUCAGCCUACAUGGAGAAAAUGGAGAUCACCUUUGUGCGUGCGUUUCUGAGCUGCCCUGUGGAGCCGGAUAUUGGCUUUGGUCUGUUACAGGGCUUUAAUGUGGUCCUGGCCCUGGUCUCCUUCAUGAGCACCUUCAUGGCUGUGAAGCCUUUUCACCAGUACAACCUGUCCCGGGACAUCACCUUCUCCUGCCUCAUUUACUGUGUCAUCUGGGUCACCUUCAUCCCCAUUUACAUCGGGCUGAAAGACAAGCAGAAGUCCAUUGUCCACAUCUCUUUCUCUCUGUCCAGUAACUUUGGGCUGAUGGCAGCGUACUUCUUCCCCAAGUGCUUUCUGAUGAUGAGGAAACCUGAGCUCAACAAAGCCGAGUAUUUCUGCACCGUUCUGGAGGGAGUUCCUCCGACUCCUCCUGAGGACGAGCCGCAGCCUCAAACUCAAGACAGAAUCUGCGCAUUAACUUUUUUAACAUAA